Molecule: messenger RNA, 1606 nt
Organism: Drosophila grimshawi
Lineage: Eukaryota; Metazoa; Arthropoda; Insecta; Diptera; Drosophilidae
Product: fibrous sheath CABYR-binding protein
Exons: 2
Coding region: 6-1511 (501 amino acids)
Source: RefSeq, a predicted model, not a curated record
GCACAAUGUUCAUCUUUGCGCUGUUCUGCCUGCUGGCAGUGGGCAGCGACGCGAAUCCACUGCAGCCCGUUGUGGAUCCAGCCCAGCAUAUUGUCAUCGUGACGCCGCAGGCUCAGGUUCAUCUGGAGCCAGCGGUGCGUUACGUGCAUGGCUUGUCGCCGAUGGCCCGCGUCGCUGGACCGCAUCAUGAGGAGACCAUUGUGUUUGUGCCAGCAGGAGCUGCUGCCUCUGUGGUACCGACCGUUGCCGAUUCAUCUGCCCGUCUUCGUUUCGCCGCGCAGGAGACCAAACAGUCGGAAGGCUUUCCCCAGAACAUCAACGAAAUUCAACAGCAGGCACAGCAGGCUGUUCAGGUUGUAACCGGACAGUUUACUGAGGCUGCUGCUGCAGCUGCUGCUGCCGGUGCCAGCCUCUUUCCCGGCUUUCACAGCAUACCCGAAAACACCGGGGACGAGCUGGUAGAAAAGUUCAAGACCGACAUUUUUGAGACACCAGCCAAUACAAAGCCACGUUUGACUGCUGGCGAGGCGCGUCAUUUCUUCAGUCUGCCCCAUGUGUAUCGUACUCCCGUUGUCGAUGUGGUCCACACUCCCGUCUAUUCCUGGCCAAUCUCAGCCAUACGUGCACGCAGCAUUCAAACUGAGGAGGCACCAAUUCAACAAUCUUUCAAGAAGAUUGCCCCUGAACUUUCCGAGCCACAGCCUCUGCUUAAGGAGCAGAAGCUGCCAGCAUUGGAUCAGCCAUUGGAACAGCCGCUGAAGCAACUGGCACAGACCAUCAUUCCUGCAGCCGUUGAGGCCAGUGAAUUGAAGGCUGAGAUAGCUGGACGUCAGCUGGAGGAGAUCAAUGCCAGAAAACCGGAUGAGUUUCUUAAUGAUAUUGACCAGCGAGGAAUCCCAAAUCCCAUCAAGGAACCCACCAAGGAACCCAUCAAGGAAUCCAUCAAGGAACCCAUCAAGGAACCAAUUGCGGAAGCCAGAAAGGAGCCCAUUGCAGAAGCCAGAAAAGAGUCCAUUGCGGAAGCCAGAAAGGAGUUCAGUAUUGAGGCCGUCCAGCAUCCAAUAUCCGGAAAACCGGCAGAGUCUCUUAAUGAUAUUGCCCAGCGUGUAAUCCCAAGAGAACAACUCAAGGAACUCAUCAAGGAACCCAUUAAGGAACCCAUCAAGGAACCCAUCAAGGAACCCAUCAAGGAACCCAUUGCUGAAGCCCGAAAAGAGCCCAGUGUGGAGGCCAGAAAGGAGGAAAGUCUGGAGGAACCUGUCAAGGAGCUGCCAUCCGCUCUACUUAAGGAGGCUAUCAAGGAGCCUACCCCAGAGCCCAUUAAGGAGAAACUCGAGGAUUUUAUCCAAGAUUACGCCCCACUAGCGAAGGAGUUGCAACUGAAUAAGGAGUUGCCACUGGUCAAGACCAUACCCAAUCCCACUGAAGCAGCCAUUCCCGAGGCACAGCCACAGCCGCUAGAAGCUCAACCCGCUAAUGAGCCAGGCCUUAAGCCAGCGGCAGAGGCCUAAGCCUCACGCACACGCACACCACAGCGGACUUCACCACAUCACUCACAAACACAUAUAUUCUAUGGGUAACUUUGGUAUUCUACAACUCGAUCUGU